AUGGACACAACAUCGUCAUCAUCUAGUACAAAAACAACAACAACAAUAGCGACAACGUUGAGAACAGAUGGAACAACCAAGAAAACAAUUCCAAAAGUACCUGAAGUACUUCUCAAACGACGAAAACAUUUUGCUGAUUUGAAGGCAAAACGUUUACGAACACAAGUUCAAGCGAAAAAGAAUCAAAAAUAUAAACGUCUUUUAAUAUUCAAACGUGCUGAAAAAUAUGUUAGCGAAUAUCGUAAGAAAGAACGUGAUUUAAUUCGUUUGAAGCGUCUGGCAAAAACGAGAGGAAAUUAUCAUGUAGCUGGUGAACCAUCGUUGGCAUUUGUUAUGCGCAUUCGUGGUAUUCGAGGUGUACAUCCAAGAGUGAAAAAAGUUUUACGAUUAUUUCGUUUACGACAAAUAAACAAUGGCGUAUUUAUGAAAUUGAAUAAAGCUACUUUACAAAUGUUACGUAUUGCUGAACCGUAUAUAGCUUGGGGUUAUCCAAAUUUAAAAUCCGUACGAGAACUUAUUUAUAAACGUGGUUUUGGUAAAGUAAACAAAAUGCGUAUACCAUUAUCGAACAAUGAUGUUAUUGAAAAAUCACUCGGCAAACAUAAUAUUAUUUGUAUGGAAGAUUUGGUUCAUGAAGUUUUUACUGUUGGAGAAAGUUUCAAAAAAGCAACAAAUUUCUUAUGGCCAUUCAAAUUAAAUAAUCCAAAAGGUGGAUGGCGUAAAAAAGCCAAUCAUUUUGCUGACGGUGGUGAUUUUGGAAAUCGUGAAAAUUACAUCAAUCAAUUGUUAAGAAAGAUGGUUUAA
Messenger RNA from Didymodactylos carnosus, 804 nucleotides. Lineage: Eukaryota; Metazoa; Rotifera; Eurotatoria; Philodinida; Philodinidae. The record is from the annotation of a GenBank genome assembly.